Messenger RNA from Balaenoptera musculus (blue whale), 3366 nucleotides. RefSeq names its product cholinergic receptor nicotinic beta 2 subunit (gene CHRNB2). Gene Ontology annotation, biological process: chemical synaptic transmission; nervous system process; monoatomic ion transmembrane transport. The record is from RefSeq and is a predicted model, not a curated record. Gene Ontology annotation, cellular component: synapse; neuron projection; postsynaptic membrane. The coding region runs from base 251 to 1759 and encodes 502 amino acids. The transcript is spliced from 6 exons. Gene Ontology annotation, molecular function: transmembrane signaling receptor activity; acetylcholine-gated monoatomic cation-selective channel activity. Lineage: Eukaryota; Metazoa; Chordata; Mammalia; Artiodactyla; Balaenopteridae.
CUCCUCCUGCUCAGACCGGGAUAAAGGAGAAGCUGGUUCCUUCUCGCAACCAGCUCUUUGAGCCCUGGGAACCGCCGUGGCGGUCGGCACUGCAGCACCAAAGGCUGCGAGCACAACCUGGGCUCAGCGCCAGCUGGUCGCGGGCGGUGCGGGAGCGGCUUCAGCACCACGGACAGCGCCCCGCCCGCGGCCCUCCGGCCUGCGGCGCGCUUCGGCAGCUCUAGGCGAGCCGGCGAGCUAUGCCAGAGGCAUGGCCUGGCGCUCGGGCCCCAUGGCGCUGCUCCUCAGCUUUGGCCUCCUCGGGCUGUGCUCAGGAGUCUGUGGUACAGACACAGAGGAGCGGCUGGUGGAGCAUCUCCUGGAUCCCUCCCGCUACAAUAAGCUUAUCCGCCCGGCCACCAAUGGCUCUGAGCUGGUGACGGUACAGCUCAUGGUAUCACUGGCCCAGCUCAUCAGUGUGCAUGAGCGGGAGCAGAUCAUGACCACCAACGUCUGGCUGACCCAGGAGUGGGAGGAUUAUCGCCUCACCUGGAAGCCUGAGGAAUUUGACAACAUGAAGAAAGUUCGGCUCCCUUCCAAACACAUCUGGCUCCCAGAUGUGGUCCUAUACAACAAUGCUGACGGCAUGUACGAGGUGUCCUUCUAUUCCAAUGCCGUGGUCUCCUAUGAUGGCAGCAUCUUCUGGCUGCCACCUGCCAUCUACAAGAGUGCAUGCAAGAUCGAAGUAAAGCACUUCCCAUUUGACCAGCAGAACUGCACCAUGAAGUUCCGCUCGUGGACCUACGACCGCACCGAGAUUGACCUGGUGCUCAAGAGUGACGUGGCCAGCCUGGACGACUUCACGCCCAGUGGCGAGUGGGACAUUGUUGCGCUGCCGGGCCGGCGCAACGAGAACCCGGACGACUCCACUUACGUGGACAUCACGUACGACUUCAUCAUCCGCCGCAAGCCACUCUUCUACACCAUCAAUCUCAUCAUCCCCUGCGUGCUUAUCACCUCACUAGCCAUCCUUGUCUUCUACCUGCCAUCUGACUGCGGCGAGAAGAUGACGCUGUGCAUCUCCGUGCUGCUGGCGCUCACCGUCUUCCUGCUGCUCAUCUCCAAGAUCGUGCCGCCCACCUCCCUCGAUGUGCCGCUUGUAGGCAAGUACCUCAUGUUCACCAUGGUGCUAGUCACCUUCUCCAUCGUCACCAGCGUGUGCGUGCUCAACGUGCACCACCGCUCACCCACCACGCACACCAUGGCUCCCUGGGUCAAGGUCAUCUUCCUGGAGAAGCUGCCCACGCUGCUCUUCAUGCAGCAGCCGCGCCACCGCUGCGCCCGCCAACGCCUGCGCCUGCGGCGGCGCCAGCGCGGGCGGGAGGGAGCCGGCGCCCUCUUCUUCCGCGAAGCCCUGGGGGCAGACUCCUGCACGUGCUUCGUCAACCACGCGUCUGUCCAGGGCUUGGCUGGGGCCUUCGGCUCGGAGCCGGCGCCGGCAGCCGGCCCCGGGCGCUCUGGGGGGCCGUGUGGCUGCGGCCUCCGGGAGGCGGUGGACGGCGUGCGCUUCAUCGCGGACCACAUGCGGAGCGAGGACGACGACCAGAGCGUGAGUGAGGACUGGAAGUAUGUCGCCAUGGUGAUCGACCGUCUGUUCCUUUGGAUCUUUGUCUUCGUCUGUGUCUUUGGCACCAUCGGCAUGUUCCUGCAGCCUCUCUUCCAGAACUACACCACUGCCACCUUCCUCCACGCAGACAACUCGGCUCCCAGCUCCAAGUGAGGCCCUCCCCAGCUCCAUGCUCCUUCACCCCUCUGUUGUACAGUAGUUUUGGGUCGAGGAGGGAUGAGUGAGCUACCAGGAAGAGGGGCGCUGCCCCCACAGACCCAUCUUUUCACUUCACCUGGAGCCCGCGCCCCCGCCAGCGCCCACCUGGAGGCUGGACCAGCUGCGCCGUGUUCUGUCUGCUCUCCUCCUCCUCUUGUGCCAAGCCAGGCACUAGUGCUGCUGGUUGAGCAUGAAGGCUGAGAAGUGGAGGAUGGAGUGGUUGGAGCCUUCCACCCUGAGGAAAGUGUGAUGGGGAAGGGGACAAGAAGGGGACAGAACCAUCGGCUGCCUCCAAGUCAUGGGAAAAGGGAGGAGCACGGGGGCGAGACAGGGGCUCCGACUCUGUGCUGGGCUGGCCUGACACAAUGGCAGCUCAGAAGGGAGGAGCAAGGGGAGAGGGGCCUGGGUGUGACCUGAUGUCUGUCCCUGCUUAAGUGGACAGCAGCUAGCUGGGUGGGCCUCACGGCAGGCAGGGGUUCCUGCCCAGAGGUUAGCCUGGAGCUGAGGUCGGCAUCCUGAGCGAGGCUUCCAGCCCAGUCCCACAGCCCCUUGCUUCUAAGGGGCCCAGAGCUCAGGCCCAGGUCCCCUUCUCCCAGUGAAGAUUCUCCCUAGACUUCCUUUCUUGCUCAGGCCAGGGUGUGGGGGGGCAAGGCUGGGUAUUAGGGGAGCCUCGGAGUUCUGAAUCUUUGGGUGACCUGCUUGGAGCUUAAGGGCCAAAUUCUUGAACUGUGUGAGUUCAAGUUCACAGGCUGUUCCUCGGCCACAAUUUGAACCCACUGGUCAUUGGAAUGAGUAAACUAAGGACGUUAGCUUUAAGCAGACCCAGCCCUCUUGCCUGCAGCAGAGCAGGCCGGGCAGGAGAGGGCUGCCUGUGGAGGCCAGCCCAGCAGGGUGUGAGUGGCCAGAACUCUGCCACAUCAGCAUGGCUCCUGCCCCCCUACUUCUGUUCCUGGCUCCAUCCCUCCUGCUCUGGCUCCUCCUCUUCCCCCGCCCAACCAAACCUGAGCAGGGUUGAAGCAGAACUUCGGAAGGACAGGUCUGCUACUGCCGGUCUGCACAGCGGACUGUACACAGAGCCCAGCCUUCGGCUUCCUGUCCUGUGGGUCCCUGGAGGGUGUAUCCCGACGCUGCUCCCAGGGGCCAGCUGGAGGCCACCUUGCCUGUUAGCCCAGGAAACAGACCUCUUCAGGGAUCACCUGCCCUGGCCCCCGCCACGUGACUGGCUCUGAUCUGUGGUCCCAGGCUGGCCUCAGUGCUGGGCCAGCGGGGUCACAGAGGCGUCCGUCUGCCAAGCGCACCUGAGGGGCCUGCCCGACACACCGUGCUAUUCUCUGGGGCCUGGCUGGACGCCUGCUUCUGCAGGCACCUCGGAGGUGGGGAGACAGCACAGGCACAGAGCGCUGGACAGGGCGCACAGUCUGAAUUCUGGUCCCCGCUCUGCCACUUACUCUCAGCCAUCCUGAGCAAGUCUGGCUAGGCCUCAGCUUCCUCAUCUAUAAAUCGGGGAUAGUAAGGCCCUCUUCGUGGGGUUGUUGUGAGGCAGGAGUGAUGUAUGUGGAAAA